Lingula anatina is the source of this 1964-nucleotide messenger RNA. RefSeq names its product organic cation transporter protein. Lineage: Eukaryota; Metazoa; Brachiopoda; Lingulata; Lingulida; Lingulidae. The record is from RefSeq and is a predicted model, not a curated record. Gene Ontology annotation, molecular function: transmembrane transporter activity. Gene Ontology annotation, cellular component: membrane. Gene Ontology annotation, biological process: transmembrane transport.
UUCGAUGAGGUGAUCCGACGUGUCGGAGAGUUUGGAAGGAUUCAGUUGCGGACGACAAUAUUCGGUGGCUUGGUGACGAUGACAACAGCACUGCAAAUGAUGGUGACAGUCUUCAUGCAGCAAUCACCGGCACAUAGGUGUGCCAUUCCAGGCCUGGCAAACGACACCUUUGAAAUCCAAGGUGCCUGGCACCAAUAUCUUAUCAACCAAACCAUUCCUGUAGACGAGAAUGGGGAGUAUGAGGGAUGUCUGUGGCGUAGUGGAAAUGAUUCCGGGAAUGGUAGUGUUUUGUCGUGCAAUGAAUGGGUUUAUGAUACAUCUGUAUUCCCGAGAACGUUUCCUACAGAAUUUGGUCUAUUAUGUGGAAGUUCCUUAUUGAUAAAUAUGGUGAACGUGGUCUAUCUAACAGGGGUGGCUGCAGGGGCUAUUGUUGGCGGCCUUGCAGCAGACUGCAUUGGUCGUAAAACAGUAGCCUUCAUCUUCUGUUUAAUCCAUGGGGUCGGUGGGGUAGGAGCGGCACUCUCACCUACCUACGGGGCCUUUGUCGCAUUCCGAUUCUUCGUCGGGACUUGUCAUGGCGCUGCAAAUAAUUGUGUGUUGGUACUGGGUAUGGAGUUUGUUUCUCCAAGAAAACGGAUUAUAUCCGUAUGCGUAUUAGGCAUAUCAUGGGGUGCGGGCAUCGUGCUUGCAACCCCUCUGGCUUAUCUUAUACGGGACUGGAGAUAUCUGCAGUUAACCGUGGCAUUGCCCCCAUUCCUAUAUCUAGGAUUCUGGUGGAUAAUCCCGGAGUCCCCUCGCUGGCUGUUAUCUAGGGGGAGAUACAAGGAAGCUGAGAGGAUAGUGCGGUGGGCGUCCAGAGUGAAUGACGGAAAGAUGCCGGAGACCGGUCAUUUCUUGAAUGAGCAUUCUUUGCAAAUCACUCCGACUUUAAGUCCCCUGAAGAUUUUUAAGGCACCAAGACUUAUGGCGAGGACAGCAGUAGCAAUCUGUGGCUGGAUCACAGUUGGCAUAUCAUGGUAUGGUCUUACACUAAAUCAGGGGUCUCUAGGAGGUGACGUCUUCCUUAAUGCUCUAGUACUGUCUCUGAUCGACCUGAUGGCUUUCCUAUCGUUGACGAUCAUCAACAAAGUUGGUAGGAGAAGAGCAUACUGUGCCAGUAUGAUGCUCUCUGCCCUGUCUAUGUUGUCAACUGUACUGGUCCAUUUCUUAGCAGACAGAGAAAGUCAGUCAACCAGUACCAUCUUCACAGCUCUGUACACGAUAGGGAAGUUGGGAGUCAGUGCUUGCUUCUGCCUUCUAUUCAUCUGGAAUGGAGAGUUCUAUCCUACGCCCCUACGAAACUUUGGGAUAGGAUUAGGAUGUACAUUCGGCCGCAUUGCGGCUAUUUCAUCUCCGAUUGUAAUGGACCAACUCGGAGAACAUCCAGUUCUUGGUAACACUGUUCCUCUGAUAUUGUUUGGCUGCAUGGCAUUGUUCUGUGCUUUGAGUGGUCUAUAUCUCCCUGAAACCGCACAUAAACACCUGCCAGAGACCUUGGAAGAUGCUCAAAACUUUGGAAUAAAAGGGUGUGAGGAGGCCGUCUACAAAAAGUCCAGUGAGACAGCUGCACCAUUAUUUGAAAUGGCAUCUUAAUCAUAUCAGUGUGCCAUCUGGUGACACAAUUUGAGACGAAUGGGCGUUUUUUUCAUCUCCUUCGGUUAGAUGCCAUGCACGUUUUAAACACAAACUGGAUAAUGCGAUUUCAAAUGGCAUUGACAGACUAAAAAAUGCGUUUUCACUGACCAAAUGUAUUUCUACAAUGGGAACUGCAUUUAUUUUCACUGCCUCACAUUGGCAACUUAAAUCGAAGGCUGGCUUUUCAUACUUUACGUUUCAAUGUCCGACAUGUCGCAACUUAGUGAAAUCAAAUGUAUCAUUCUGUUAAAAACGCUAGACUGAUAAUUUUUUUUAAUUCAAUAUUGCAA